Molecule: messenger RNA, 1619 nt
Organism: Alternaria rosae
Lineage: Eukaryota; Fungi; Ascomycota; Dothideomycetes; Pleosporales; Pleosporaceae
Exons: 3
Coding region: 175-1197 (340 amino acids)
Molecular function (GO): dioxygenase activity
Source: RefSeq, a predicted model, not a curated record
CUACAACACCGAGCUGUCCCAUCAUGGCUGAACUACGGCGGAGAUGGCCGCUGACGCGUAAAUCGCCUGAUCUUGAAGUCUCUCUUUCCAUCGCGCGAGUGUGUCUUUCUAGCAGCUGUACUUCUGCACCUCCUACCGAGCUCGACCCAAAGCAACGCGACAAGGAGUGACGACAUGGCCAACAUCACAUCAGCCGUCUCGCAGGAUGAUCUGGAGAUUCCGCUCAUCGACUUCUCGGUGUUCCUCUCAGGCGACGCCAAUGCGAAGAAGCAAACCGCCGACGCCGUCCUCAAAGGCUUCCAGAACGCCGGCUUCAUCUACCUAAAGAACCACGGCAUAUCCCCCUCGACCGUAUCGACCGUCUUCUCACACUCCGCCAAAUUCUUCGCCCGGCCAAAAGAGCAAAAAGACAAGUUGGCAUGGUACUCGGCAGCCGCCAACCGCGGCUAUGUCACACAAGGGCGGGAGAAGCUGGUAGUAUUGGAAGAAACGGGCACAGAAGCGGAGAUGCGCGCCUUGGUGCCAGAUCUGAAGGAGAGCAUGGAGAUCGGACGCGACGACCAGCCUGAGAUGCCAAACAUGUGGCCGAGUGGGGACGACGAGGCGAAGCAGUUCAAGGAGCAGAUGAUGGGCUUCUUCGAGACAUGCAAGGACCUUCACAUGCAGGUCAUGCGUGCUAUUGCGCUGGGCAUGGGCAUCGAUGAGAAGUGGUUCGAUGGCUUCACGGAUGCGGGCGACAACACGCUGAGGUUGCUGCACUACCCGGGCGUGUCGAAGAGCAUAUUCAAGAGGAACGAUGGACAAGAGCAGGUGCGCGCAGGAGAGCAUAGCGAUUACGGCUCUAUAACGCUCCUCUUCCAAGACGCCCGUGGCGGUCUUCAGGUCCGCUCCCCGAAGGGCACUUUCGUCAACGCUACCCCUAUCGAAGACACUAUUGUCGUCAACGCCGGCGAUCUGUUAGCCCGCUGGUCAAACGACACGAUCAAGUCAACAAAGCACCGCGUCAUGGAGCCACCGCCAAAGCCGGAGGAUGCUGACAAGGAUGAAUACCCACCACGAUACUCGAUAGCCUACUUCUGCAACCCGAAUUACGAUCGCAAGAUUGAGGCUAUACCAGGCACAUAUGAGAAGGGCAGGAAUUACGAAGAUGUCAUGAGUGGGGAUUAUAUCAUUGGACGGUUAACAGCGACGUAUUGAGGUUCGGAGCAAUGUCAUGAGUUCGGUAUGUACUGAAAUACUACUUGAAGACUGCCGUGUGGUUGCAACUUCCUACAUGCAUUCAGAGAACAUGCUCGGAUUACUCUAGAUGAUUUAUCUUGGUUUGAGCGUUCAAAGCUCAUCAAGCCUGUCUAUCCCAGUCUCAUUACAUCAUGUAUAGUGUCAGCACCUUCUAUAUCGCGUCAGCUGCAUUACAUCCUCUUAUGACGCACCUAGCACAACACCAGUCUGAAGCAUCAGACUAUCAACACCACCCUCUACCACGUCUAGCGGCGCAACAAGCGCCAUUUGACUCCAGCUAAACAGCGUAUUCCGGCCCCCAAAUACGAACACUUCAAACCGGCCCGCGAAUGUAUCAUUCACCCAGACGCGACUACCGCUAAUUAUGUCGGUCUCAAUGC